GGAAGAGAGAGAGAGAGAGAGAGAGGGGAAGGGGCGGGGGACGGAGAGAAAGACAGGAGAGUGGGAGAGGAAAGGGAAGGAGCAGGAGAGAGAGGUUGAGAUAGAGGGGAAGGAAAAGCAAGAGACGGGAAGGCCAGGUAAAGGAAAAGCAGCUGUAGAAAUUUACAGAGAGAAUCACAGCGGGAGAUAGAGGGUAAAAUCAGUGUUGUGGUGUGAUUGAAGAAAAAGAGGCAUUAAGAGAGAAAAGGAGUGAGAAAGACAGAUAAAAGAAGGAAUGGGGAGCGAUAGAGAGAGGAUUAGAGGCAACAGGGAAGAAUAAAUGAUUGACUUGGGUAGUUAAGGACACAGUGAAAUAAAGGGAGAUUAUUUGGGAAAGAGUGAUAGAGAUAGAGAGGGAUAAAGAAAAAACCAAUAGAGAGGGGGAUAGAGAGAAAGGAUAGACUGAAUAAGAGAGUAGAGGAAAGGAGUGUUAGAGGGCUAGAGGCAGACAGGACAUAGUGUGAGGUCUCUGAGAGAGAGUGAGAUAGGAAAAAGUGUGAGCUCUGACACCGAGACAUUUGCGGUCCGAACAGGAGAGAGUGUGUGGCGGGAAACCUGAGCCAGCAGCAUUAUGUCACUGACUGAAUCUGAGGAUCUGGAAGAAGAACAGGGGCUUUAUCUAGGGGAAUAUGAAGGUGAGCGGAAUGCAGAUAACGAGAGGCAUGGGCAAGGGAAAGCGGUGCUGCCCAACGGGGACACCUAUGAAGGAUCCUAUGAGCAUGGCAAAAGACAUGGCACGGGAACAUACAGAUUUAAGAACGGAGCACGUUAUGUGGGAGAAUACUUGCAGAACAAAAAGCAUGGACAGGGAAUCUUCUACUAUCCGGAUGGGUCUAAGUACGAAGGGAGUUGGGCAAAUGAUCAACGGCAUGGAGACGGAACUUACUACUAUCCAAACGGUGAUACAUACAGUGGAGAAUGGCUGGCUCACCAAAGGAACGGGCAGGGGACCUACGUCUAUGCCCUGACAGGAUCGAAAUACGUGGGAAACUGGGUUCAUGGAAAACAAGUGGAGGCUGGAGAGCUCAUUCACCUGAAUCACCGAUACCAGGGCAACUUUCUCAAUAACAAUCCUAUCGGCCGAGGAAAAUACAUCUUUAACUUUGGAUGUGAGCAGCACGGUGAAUACCUUCAGACAGAACAGGUUUCUCACAUGACCAAUAGGAAGAGUUCUGAAAAGGCAGCGUCCGGUUCAGCCACUCCAAGCCCGCUCACCACAGAGCCUUCGCUUCUGAGCGAGGAUAAGACUGAAGAAGAAACAGAGGAGGAAGACUUGGUGGCUGCGAUUGUUCUGAAGUGGAAGGCAGAGAAGAUCUCAGGAUUGUCUUUGUAUUCACCAACAUUUGAGUCUGAACUCAGUAAAGAAGCCGAAGAGAAAGCUGCUGAACAGGCAAGGGCAGCUGCAACAGAUGAACCUGACUCGGAGACCCCUGCGACAGAGGCUGGUGAGAAGGAGGCCCCUGCGACAGAAGCUGCCGAGGCCACUGCCCCUACGGCGGACACUGAUGGGGUGGAAGCACCUCCCACAGAUGCUCUGGGGACAGAGGCUCCAGCAGCCUAUCCUUCUGAGGCAGAUGACGCUGAGGAGAAGGCCAAAGAUGCAGAAGACGCAGACAGGCCUAAGGUACUUCCUGAGGAUACGGCUGCAGUAUUUGAGGGAGGUGCUGAGGCAACUGCCGAAGCCAUGGCUGAGAAAGACUGAAGGGAGACUGUGCUGAUGAAACCGAAUACUGUACAAGGUUUUAUGGAGGGGAAGACCAGGCCAGGAAAUUCAUCCAUGCAUUGACUAGAAAUACCAAACAAUAUAUAGAAACACGUGCCCUAUAAACUUUACUGAUUGUCACUGCAAGGUGAUUUAUCAAGUGCCGUAGUGUGAAUCAAUACUCUGUCCAAAAUAAUUUCUUCAAAAAUAAAUGUUGUUUGUAAAAGUUUAGAAAUUUUUCAUGUAUACGGCAAAGAAUUCCCACCUGUGUAAAUACUACCUAACAAUACAAGCUGGAGUUGGUUGUCGCAGGAGCCCAUUGGCACUUGAAUCAACCAUAUAUAC
Molecule: messenger RNA, 2086 nt
Organism: Mobula hypostoma (lesser devil ray)
Lineage: Eukaryota; Metazoa; Chordata; Chondrichthyes; Myliobatiformes; Myliobatidae
Gene: rsph1
Product: radial spoke head component 1
Exons: 9
Coding region: 611-1741 (376 amino acids)
Biological process (GO): axoneme assembly; spermatid development
Cellular component (GO): cytosol; nucleus; motile cilium
Source: RefSeq, a predicted model, not a curated record